UAAAUAAAUACUUACAAAAAUAAUAAAAAAUAGAUUAUUUUCUAUUAUCUACAACCAAAAUAUUAGUAUAAAUUCAAAUUUAACACUCCGAUUAGAACAAAAAUGGUAGAUGUGUUUUAUGAAAAGUAUAAUUUCUUGAGAGUAGAUCCAGAUUUAGCUCAAUAAGUUGAGCAUGAAGAGUCAUACAUAAAAUUAAAUAAUGGUGGCAAGAAAGAAAGAAAUAUUUUUUUUAAUGUGUCUUAUGAUGACGAGGAGAGGAAUAAGAUUAAAGAGAUAGAAAAUAUGGCUUAACAAUAUUAAAUAAAUCAUAGAUUAUUUAGCUCUACAGGGCAAAUACUGAAAUACAUUUACGCUAAUUAGAUGGACCCUAAGUAAGCAUUCGAGAAUAUAAAGUAGCACAUCGAAUGGGUAGAAAACCCUUAAACAUUUAGUGAGAAUCCUUUAACUAUGAAGCAUUUAAGGGAUGGAUAUAUUUAUAUUGGAGGUACUGAUAAAAAAAUGAGACCUACUAUUAUAUUUAAUGUAGAUAAAAUAGAUUUAGAUAACACUACUGAGGAAUCUAUCCUCCCUGCUUAUAAUAGGAUUUUUAAAAUAGUUGAAGAAUACUAAUUUUACAAAUCUAAAAUAGAAACUUGGAAUGUUAUCAUUGAAACAAAUGAAAUUAGUGCAAUAAGUUUACCCAUUAAAAUUUUAUCGAAAAUUAUUUCUACUAUGUAAACCAAUUUUCCAUCAAACUUAAAUAGGAUUUUCAUUUUAAAUCCUUCUACAAGCUUGAACUUCACUUGGAAUGUAAUUGCUGCAUUUAUUAAUGAGAGAUCUCUCAAAAAGAUUUCAUUUCUCAAAAAAAAAGAGAUGAGCACUCUACUUUAAUACUAUGACGCUGAUUAACUAGAACAAAGAUUCGGAGGAACUGCUCCUAAUGUUACUUAAUAUUAUCCACCAUAGAAGUUUUAACCAAGCUAGUAGUACUAACAGAAAAAAAUGUAAAGAAAGUAAAGCAUGAGAGGAGGAUCUAGAAUAGAAAUAAAUGGAGGAAGUGGCGAAUAUCAAUACAGAUCAACACCAUAAGAAAGCUUGUACUAAAGCGUUCCAAAUUAAUAAGCUUUCAACUAUUAGUUAACACUAAAUAGUAAUUAAAGCUAACAAAAUCAAUAAUAAGAUCAGCUUGUUCUAAACCAAUAGAACUCUAAUUAAACUAACUAUAGUUCUAUACAAACUUAUCAGCAUAGAUAAUCUAAAUCAAUUUUUGCUGCAUAAGAUUAAAGGUUUUCUCAAUAAGGUACUUUGCCACCCCUUUAUUAAUCUUAGCCUAGAGCUUCAUAAUAAGUUUAAAAUACUGCUUAACCUUAAAUUUAAUAUAGAUAAUCGUAAUAUGCAUCAUAAGUUGUUACUCCAUAUUAAGAGAAUAUGAUUUAAUCUCGUUAAGUUGAUAUUAUUCAGGAUUAGUAAAGAUAAUCAAGAUCACUUACUAAAUCAGAUGCAAUUUAAUCUUAAAUGAGAUUCACUAAGCAAAAACCAGACAAUGUUAAUGUUAUAUAAGUCUAGCCACCAGGUUUUAGAGAUGAAAUUGCCAGUUCUACAACUCCUUAAUAGCAACCAUAAUCAUAAGCAAUUUCUAAAUAUAGCUUCAUAAACAGCAUUGUCUAAAAUGAGAGAAUCACUGAAAUAAAUAGAAAUUUCUUAGACAACAUGGAGUAAGAAGAAGAAUAAGAUGUUGUCAAAAGAAGUAAAAAAAAAUAAGUUGUUUAAGAUGUCCAAGACCCUAAAAUACCAGAUUACAUGGAUCAUUUAAGAGAACAAAAUUAUUAAGCUUGCUCUAUAUUCUGA
This is a messenger RNA of Tetrahymena thermophila SB210, 1827 nucleotides long. RefSeq names its product divergent CRAL/TRIO domain protein. The record is from RefSeq and is a predicted model, not a curated record. Lineage: Eukaryota; Ciliophora; Oligohymenophorea; Hymenostomatida; Tetrahymenidae. The transcript is spliced from 7 exons.